AUGGCCACCAUCAAAAGCAAGCAGCUCAAGCGCUCCUACAAGGUUCCUCGCUCGCUCAAAAAGUCCAUCAAGCAGAAUCUCAACAAAAUUGUCAAGAACGUCAAGACACGUGAACGCAAGAUCUAUGAGCAGAAGAUCCACGAGGAGUGCACGAAGGUCUCCCAGUCCCAUCUCUUCGAGGCCUGUGGAUUCCUCGAUAUUCUGGACGAGGUCUGGCGGUCUCAUCAUAUGGACGACGAGCUGAGACACACUCUGAGAUUGUCUUUCGAGCGUUUCGGCUACGCAGUCGGUGCCGAGGCGUCGAGACAGAAGAACGGAUUGGAGGGACAGAAAGCCUUUACCGGAAAAAUGCUUGAAAAGAAGGACUGCUUGGGAGAAGAAGUUCUUGGAGAGAUCAGGAGUUGGUUGAUUGAGCAAAACAAAAAUGCGGAUGAGGUCGAGGUACUUGGAAAGCAAGACGAGCAUGAAGAAGAAGAAGAAGAAGACAAUGCAUCGGGAGCCGUCGAGGAGUAUGACUGGACAUCCACAAGCACUCUGGAGUGA
Messenger RNA from Aureobasidium uvarum, 543 nucleotides. The record is from the annotation of a GenBank genome assembly. Lineage: Eukaryota; Fungi; Ascomycota; Dothideomycetes; Dothideales; Saccotheciaceae.